UGCUCUGGCCACCUGCUCCCGCUCUUGAUUAGGCUUUGGCUCUCUGCCUUUCCUCCAGUGGAAGCCGUUUUUAGGAUCUGAGCUCAGCGGGGCUCUGUGGCAAUCCCACUUUGUGGCAUUGCCCAGAGAUCCAUGGUGGAGCUUUUAGGGCUGUGGUGCUCCUACCCCCCUCCUUACCCGGGGGUGGGUUUGCUCCUUCCCCGCUUCCCAGCCUCGCGUGUGCGUUUUAUCAAAACCGAUACCCGUUCAAAAAGCGAGAAGGCAGCUUGGGCUGACUUCCCUCUUUCCUUUCCCCUUAUCCUUGUAAACCGGCUCCCUGCGGCGUCUCCGCGGCUCCUUCCCCCUGUGCUGCUCUGGGGCCGCAGGAUCGUCCCGGGCUCUCCGGGGACCGUGACCCCGCCGUGGGCGCUCGGGGCGGUCCCUGCCCGGCCCCGGCCCCGCUCCGGGCCCCGCUCCGGGCCGGUCCCGCCCGCGGCCCCGCCGUGCCCCGGGCCAUGAUCGCCGUCUCCAUCCCCGCGGCGGAGCCCCCGGCGGCUGCGCGCAGCCCCGAGCGGGCGCACACGGUGUUCCGGGUGGAGGUGCUGUGCAAUGGCCGGCGGCACACGGUGACCAAGCGCUACAGCGAGUUCCAGGCACUGCACAAGCGGAUCAAGAAGACCUGCAAGGUGCCCGACUUCCCCCCACGCCAUGUCCCCAACUGGAUGCCCAAAGCGCUGGAGCAGCGCCGGCAGGGCCUGGAGGUUUACCUGCAGGGUGUGCUGUACCACAACGAGGAGCUGCCCCAGGACAUCCUGGACUUCCUGAAGGUGCGGCGGUGCCAGCAGAGCCCCAAGGCCAGCAGCCCCCCCAGCACCAGACUCCUGCCCUCCCAGCGCCCCACUGUCGGCUUCUGCUCGGAUCCCUACGUGUGGCCACACGGCCCUGAGCUGCUCCCCAACACGGUGAUCAGCGGGGUCCUGCAGGGCCUGUACCUCCCCCUGAGCUGUGUCCCUGGCCUAGCAGCACGCCCAGCCUCUGGAAUGAUGAGUUCCACCCAGCACCCAGGGAUGCAGUGGUGAGAGAAAGGAUCCUUGAGGUGAAACUCACUCCUCCCUGCUGGGAGAAGCCGAAGGGAUGUUGGGAACUGCUCUCCCAGCACCAUGCAAAGUGCCUUUGUUGGCAGAAGAGGACCUCUGCCUUCCCCCUGCUGUUCUGGGCUUGCAGGGGGGCUCUGUUCUGGGCUCUGGUAUGAGCCUUUGGAUGUUGAAUGGUGCUGGAAAACCUCUCUGCAUCCAGGCUUUGGUGCAAUAAAUCUCCUGGAUUUGACUGAC
Molecule: messenger RNA, 1310 nt
Organism: Serinus canaria (Common canary)
Lineage: Eukaryota; Metazoa; Chordata; Aves; Passeriformes; Fringillidae
Gene: SNX22
Product: sorting nexin 22
Exons: 6
Coding region: 495-1058 (187 amino acids)
Molecular function (GO): phosphatidylinositol phosphate binding
Source: RefSeq, a predicted model, not a curated record